Adineta ricciae is the source of this 1095-nucleotide messenger RNA. Lineage: Eukaryota; Metazoa; Rotifera; Eurotatoria; Adinetida; Adinetidae. The record is from the annotation of a GenBank genome assembly.
AUGAAACGCAAAGCAAACAACAAUGACAGUGUCACUAUUAACAAUAAUGAUAUGACGAUCGAAGGUAUACCAGUGGCCGUCACCAAUAUGACACAGAGCGACAACAAUGUUCGAUCGACCCACUGGUCCACUCUCAUCUGUGAUGCGAAUCAGACUCUUGUCAGAAUAACCAAAUUUGUUUCCUCAAACACACGCUGUACUCUCCAUCAAAAAAUCAUUGAUCAUAUGAAUAACCAGACUGGUGUAUCUAUUAGUAAAGUGAAACAAACAUCAGACGACGCAUAUAUCGCCAAUCAUCAAACAAUUGCAACUCCAAAAUCUUUAUCAUUCUCUCCGAAAUCUCUGCAAAUUAUUUCCAUAGAAGAAAUACAAAAACUCGAAGACGAACAGUAUGUGUCAUUCAAUUGCAAGAUACUCGACGUUGGAGAAGAAGAGAAAAUUUCAUUCUACAACAACUCAAAGAAAACCGAGAAAACGAAACUAACAGCAACAGCGGGUGACGAAACACAGUGUAUAAAAAUCAACCUUUGGGAAGGUCACUUGAACAAGAUCAAGAAAAACCAGUGUUACAAAGUCAAAUUGAUGAAAACGAAGACGUUCAACAAUGAAAUAUCGCUAACUACAACGGUGUAUACAACUUUUGAAGAAAUUAAAGAUUUAGGACCUAUUGAGUGUACUGAUCUCCCAUCGAUUUCAAACAACUUAACAAUCAGUGGCUUCAUUACUUCAAUAGGAUUUUCUGAAACGAAUCUCACCUGCCCCAAAUGCUUUUCGAAUCAAGUAGAAACUACUGAAAAGACAAUCAAAUGUUUGACCUGCAAAACACGGUCAAUACUUUCCAAACAAGAUGACGAUCACAAGAAAAUCAAAACUACAAUUUCGACGGAAAGUAGACAAUCGUUCGAUCUUAUAACCGAGUUAAGCAAAAUCAAAGUUUUAUUAGAACAAUUGGAUCAUUCGGAACUAUGCCAACGAGAUUUGGUUGAAGAUGAAGAAGUCAUCAUUAUCCUGACUUCCAAUCCUGUCUCGGUCAAUUUCAACGUACGAACGAACAACAUUAUCAACAUGGAGAUCUAUCAGGCUAAUGAAGGAUAA